UUAUAAGCACUUGAAGGAAUGUCAGUGUUUUUCUUAAGUGGUACUAUUUGAUAUCAGACAGAACCCAUGCACCUCCUUUUGGCACCUGCGUCCUGCAGUGUUUCUUGACUAGAGCCCGGCGUGGCCCGUUGCUCCUCCCAGGGACACGCAGACUGCAGCCGGAGGAGCCUGUUUGUUUAAUCACAGCCAGACCUCUGUGUCCUAUGAACUAAGAAUUACAGUUUUAUUUCUCACAGCAACAUGAAUGCUGGUCCAUCCUGGAAUAAAGCACAACGUUCAAAAAACCCUUCAGGAAAAAGGCAGAGUCAAUCCCAAGUGCCCCACGUGUCCUCCCAGCCUCCUGCGGACAGACUCCAGGAAGGCCGUUCCCCAGAAGGAAAACCCGAACAGAGUCUACUGGGCCCCCGGCGGCGGGGGGCCUCGGGGAACGAGCUGUUUCUGGACCUGCAGUGCAUGAAAAUCCUGAAGGAGGGUGCCGGCGAAGAGGAGGACAGCGCCAGUGACCUGUCGGACUCGGAGCGCGUGCCCAUGCCGCAGUCCGCGUGCGCGCCCCCGGAGCUGCACCUGCGGGCGGAGGAGAUUGACGCCGCGGACCCGGGCCCGGACCCAGAAGCGGACCCGCGGGGCGCCGCGCAGCCCACCUACCACUAUGCGGACUUCCUGCCCGCCCCGUUCAGCUCCUGGGACCUCCGUGACCUGGCGGUGCCACCCGGCGCCCAGCCCAGGCCCGCAGCUCGUAGUGGCGCCGCAGGGCUGCUCGCCAGGUACAUCGACAGGCUGGUCCAGCUGGAGUGGCUGCAGAUGCAGACCGUCCAGGGUGAGAAGGGGAAGGGCGCCAAAGCCAGGCCUCCCACCGCUCCUGGCACGUCCACGUCGGGGGCUCUGAAAAGCCCCGGCAGAAGCAAGCUCAUGGCCAGCGCUCCGGCCAGGCCUCCCCAGGAGGGGGCUUGCAAGCUCGGUGCUUCCCGGAGGAAGGAACUGCUCAGGGAAGAAGCCCGGCCAUCCUAUUACGCGUUUGACACGCCCCCCAAAGCCCUCCAUGCACCGCGGGGCAGCAGGCCGAGUUCUCAGAAGCCAGCCCUCGAAGUGAGGACCGAGGAACAGAGAAAGAAAGCCAGUAAGAGCCCCAGAUCCCAGCGCUGGAACCCGCCCUGCAGUGACAGCGGUGGCCCCGGAGCUCCCACGCAGGGGGCUACCGAUCGGGACUCCGCGGACCCCGGUGGGCCCCCCAGAACGCAGGCACUCGCGAGUCUGAAGAAGAAGGGCGGUGCGAGCAGCUGU
Molecule: messenger RNA, 1281 nt
Organism: Ailuropoda melanoleuca (giant panda)
Lineage: Eukaryota; Metazoa; Chordata; Mammalia; Carnivora; Ursidae
Product: protein FAM217B-like
Exons: 1
Source: RefSeq, a predicted model, not a curated record